Diplodia corticola is the source of this 2679-nucleotide messenger RNA. RefSeq names its product sensor histidine kinase response regulator. The transcript has 3 exons. Bases 1 to 2679 code for a protein of 892 amino acids. The record is from RefSeq and is a predicted model, not a curated record. Gene Ontology annotation, molecular function: histidine phosphotransfer kinase activity; phosphorelay sensor kinase activity. Lineage: Eukaryota; Fungi; Ascomycota; Dothideomycetes; Botryosphaeriales; Botryosphaeriaceae. Gene Ontology annotation, biological process: phosphorelay signal transduction system; protein autophosphorylation.
AUGAGGAAUGGUGUCCCGGCGACGCCUGAGGAGCCGCACAACACCAUCGACCGGGACUCGCUAUGCUUUGCCUGUCCCGAGCCCGAUGUGGUCCUCCACGCCGGCCAGCCUGGCUUCCACGACGGCCUGCUGCACCUCUACGAGCCUGCAGAAAGCAAGGCCGCUGAGCAACUUGUGCAGCUGAAGGACCGUCUCCGCCGCACCAAGACGGAGGAUUUUUUCGAGGUCGUCACCGAGGGCCUGGCCCAGAUCUUUGGCGCCCAGUAUGCCUUUGUUUCCAAGCGCAUCGUCGUCGACGACGAUAACGUCGCCGUCGAGAUGCCGCCCAUCGGAGAGCCCGGAUCGUGUUUGAUGGGAGCAGCUUUCUACGUGAGCGACGGGCACGGCAUACACCACAAAUUCAAGAACUUCAAAUAUCACGCCUACUCGUGUCCAUGCGCUUACAUGAAGCACGACAAGAUUUUCAUCGUCCCGGAAAGGCUGAACGAGUUUGUUCCCGACAAUCCCAAUGACCUCGCCAUCCCUGGAGAGGCUUACUUGGGCGUCCCUCUUUGCGCCGAAGGGAAGUGCUUCGCUCAUUUUGGUGUCAUGUGGUCCCCGGAAGGCGCGGCGAACAAGCAACUUCGCUGGUCUUAUAUGGAGAUGAUCUGCCAUGCUCUGGAAGACAUGAUCCUGGACAGAUUAUUAGAAGGAAAAAGGUUCGCCACUGUGCCAGCGCCGGAUCUGAGGCCAUCCAAGGUUAUCCCUCACGAGGCAGUCACCGUUGCCCAAUCACUAAAGCCAUACGCACGGAGCCUUUCCCAUGAGCUGAGGACACCAAUGCAAGGAGUAGUCGGCAUGCUAGAUGUCAUGUAUGCCACAGUCCAAGAAGCGGUCGAGGGCCAUGGCGACAGUGCUCUUAGGAAGGUUUUUGAAAGCUUGAAAGGAAACAUAGAGGUGGUGCAGGACAGCUCGAGACGGGCGGUGGAGGCAGCAGACAAUGUCGUUCAUGCCUACGACAUGAACAUGGGCGUCCCCGAAUCGCCGGAAUCCGUCAUGGAUGAAGAUAAAAUGGACAUGUGUCCGGAGACACAGCCGGAUAUUGUGGUAUCGGGGAACCACAUGACACUGGGACUUCACGGGCAUGGAAGCAAGAGAAGGAGAGACAGUAACCCUUGGGAUUCCAAGAAGAAUUCGAAGAUCCACGCAACAGAGGCACAGUGGGCCACGCGAUCGAAGGUCGAUAUCCCUCCGGCACCGGACAGACGCCACUCGAACCCUAGCGACCACGCAUCCACAGCCAGUUCAGACAGCUUUUCGUCGAUAGCCGUGGGGAACGUGGCCCGGAGAACGCCACCAGCAACUCCAAACUUUGCCUCGGAAAGCACCGUCGUGCCGGGUCUUCGGCAUGCAAGCAUACGAGAUGUGAUCCAGUAUGUCAUCAAUGACUCGCUCAAGCUGGGAGGAAGACCUGAGUCAGCUAUUGCGCAUGAGACGGACGGCGGAGAGACGAUUGAAGUGUCGAUAAAGGACUUUAGUGGUGCACAGAGAGUUAAGAUGAUCGAGUGGUCCGUGGACAGCGCCAUCCCGGACACCAUACUCAUCGACGAGAGAGAUCUCGCCAAAAUGAUCUCAUGCGUCUUCUUAAAUGCAGUCAAAUUCACUGAAGAGGGUAGGAUAAGCCUGACGGCUCGACUGAACACGACGCUCAAACAUCGAUACAUUGUCAUCAAAAUCGAAGACUCCGGCACCGGGAUUCCUGAGGCCUUCAUUCCCAACCUGUUCAAAGCAUUCUCGCGAGAAGACGACUCGUUGACUCGCCAGAGCGAAGGCCUCGGCUUAGGGCUCCUUGUGGCCAAAGGUCUGGCCCGAAAGCUGGGAGGCGACCUCUUCUGCACUCGCUCAGAGACGUCAGGGCCCAAUCGGGGGUCGGAAUUUGAGAUCAGAGUGCCUCUCCACCCCGGUGAAGUAGUCAGCCGGCCAAGUACACCUAUGGGGUCGAGAUCGCCCUCGGCCAAACCAAGAACGCGUUUGCAGAGUCCGCACACCUUGAACGACGUGCUAGGGACACCAAGCACCGAGACGCCUUCUCUCGGCUCUCAUUCGCCACUACCGCGAAACCCGUCGGCGCGGCCGUCUGAAGGCUCACCAGUGGAGCCCCGGGGACGUCCCGGCAUCCACAGGCGGCGCACGUCGAUUAAGAAGAAUAAUUCAUUCGACCGCGGGCUUGCACAGCGGCACCCACUCAGUUUCUUGGUUGUUGAGGACAACAAGAUCAAUCGAAAGCUGCUUGUCAGCAUGUUGGGGAAGCUUGGGUACAAGUCGAUCCACGAGGCGUACGAUGGGACGGACGCGGUGCGGGAAAUGCGUGCACUGCGCGAGAAGGGCCAUCGGAUCGACGUGGUGUUGAUGGAUCUUUGGAUGCCGCUGAUGGACGGGUAUGAAUCGGCGAAGCGUAUUCUGGAGAUGCCGCUGGGACAGGCGCAGCCGAUGCAGCCCAAGAUCCUGGCGGUGUCUGCAGAUGUCACGGAUGGCGCGCUGGACCGCGCAGCCAAGGCCGGGAUGACGGGUUUCAUGACGAAGCCGUACAAGCUCAUGGACUUGGAGCGACUGAUCGUGCAGUACUGCGACAAAGAAGAGGCCGACGAGUCGAACAACACUCACGACGAUGACGGAGCGAAAGGGGCCCGCCAUGUCUGA